CACAAGUGCUAGUACGUCUCUCUCUCUCUCUCUCUCUCUCUCUAACACACACGCACCCACUCACUCACAGAAACGUCACUUCAAGAGGUUCGUGUCUUUGUGAAGCCAAUUCUGAUCAUCUACUCGGUUAUCUUCCCUUUCCACGGUUUCGAAUUCCGGUGAGGGAUGGGAAAUAAGCGCGUUAUGGUGCCAGCGGACGAGGUGGACUUGACGGUGGUGACGUACGAGCCUGAAGUAAUCCAAGCUCCUCAUCUGGCUGGAUUAUUACUGAAGCUAUUUGUUAAAUUAGUUGAAGCACCAUUGAUCGGCCCUUUAAUCGUAUCUUACUUGAAGAAGCAGAAUAAAAUGUUCGGGAUGUUGCACAAUAGUGUGAUACCAGAGACACCCAUGUACAAACCUGAAUUUCCUACACAAGAACCAGAGCCUGGUGUUGUUGGUUUGGAGGAAGACGGAAAACCUGAAGACAGAGUUGAAUUUGCUUUGAAGUGUCUCCCACACUAUGAUGCUGGUAUCUGUUGGACUGGUGAUUCAACCCCAUCCUUUCGCUAUUGGAAGAUACGUGAUUAUGCAUACGCUUAUCGAUCUGGGCUUGCAAACCCAUCCAUGGUAGCGGAGCGCUUCAUCACAGCCAUGGAGGAAUUCAGCAGAAAGAAGCUCCCAACACCUUUGUUGAUUUCUUUUGAUGCUGAGGAACUAAGAAAGCAAGCUGCAGCAUCUACACAAAGGUUUAAGGAAGGAAAUCCAUUGUCAAUCUUGGAUGGGAUUUUUAUGGCAAUUAAGGACGAUAUAGACUGCUAUCCCCAUCCGUCGAAAGGUGCAACGACAUGGUUUCAUGAGGUCCGCCCUGUUAGAAAGGACGCCGUUUGUGUAUCAAGGUUACGUAGCUGUGGCGUAAUUUUUGUUGGGAAGGCAAAUAUGCAUGAAAUGGGCUUGGGAACAACUGGAAAUAAUCCAAACUACGGAACACCAAGAAACCCACAUGCUUCAGAUAGGUAUACAGGAGGAUCUUCGUCCGGCCCAGCUGCAAUUGUGGCUUCUGGACUUUGUUCAGCUGCAUUAGGAACAGAUGGUGGAGGUUCAGUUCGUAUUCCGUCUUCUUUAUGCGGGGUAGUGGGCUUGAAAACAACGUAUGGACGGACUGACACGAAAGGGUCAUUGUGCGAUGCAGGGACUGUGGAAAUUAUCGGGCCAAUUGCAGCAAACGUGGAGGAUUUGAUGCUUAUAUAUGCUGCAAUUUUGGGCUCCUCUCCUUCUGAUAGAAUCAGUUUAAGAUCGUCCCUUCCUUGUUUGCCCUCUUUAUCCUCAUCCGAGAGCUCCAAUGCUUUGGGAUCCCUGCGACUUGGGAAGUAUACAGAGUGGUUUAAUGAUGUAUUCUCAACUGAUAUAUCCCAAAAGUGUGACAACAUUCUGAAUUUGCUAUUGGAAAAGCAUGGGUGCAAAACAUUAGAGAUUGCAAUACCUGAGCUGCUUGAGAUGCGCAUGGCUCAUCUUGUUUCAAUUGGUUCUGAAUCGCUAUGCAAGUUAAAACCUGAUUAUGAGGAUGGGAAAGACGUGAAACUUACUUAUGACACUCGCAUUAAUCUGGUCCUUUUCCAGUCAUUCACAGCUUCAGACUAUGUUGCUGCUCAGCGUCUCCGACGAAGGCUGAUGUACCACCACAUGGAGAUCUUAAAGAAGGUUGAUGUCAUAGUGACCCCAACAACUGGCAUGACAGCACCUGUAAUACCUCGUAAUGCUCUCAAAGUUGGGGAAACAGAUUUGCAGGUUACAGGUAAUCUCAUGCGAUUCAUCAUAGCGCCAAAUCUUCUUGGACUCCCAGCCAUUUCUGUCCCUGUCGGGUACGAUAACCAAGGACUGCCAAUAGGUUUACAACUGAUAGGCCGUCCAUGGGCUGAAGCUUCCAUUUUGCGUCUGGCAGCUGCAGUAGAGGAUCUGUGUCCCGAGCCGAAGAAAAAGCCUUUGUCAUUUUAUGACAUGCUAAAGGGCAACUGAGAAACCAGGGUUCCGUUUCACUCUCCUCGAGCUUUAUUCGCUCCAGAAGCUCCGGAGAACGUCGAAAGCAUCUGAGCCUAUUCACAAUGCAGUGACCUUUAAUUCAUAUUGUAUUAUUGUUACGUUUUCCAUUUUCCGACCAAUAAUGGUAAAAACUUUGUAAGAUGAACAACAAAGUACAAACAGAGAUACAAAAGUAGACAUAAGCAGGCCUUAACAGGCUUAUUUCGUCAAGGAUUUGAGUUUGGAAUUCAAA
Rhododendron vialii is the source of this 2248-nucleotide messenger RNA. Its product is annotated as fatty acid amide hydrolase-like. The coding region runs from base 166 to 1992 and encodes 608 amino acids. The transcript has 21 exons. Gene Ontology annotation, cellular component: membrane. NCBI's taxonomy places the organism in Eukaryota, Viridiplantae, Streptophyta, Magnoliopsida, Ericales, Ericaceae. The record is from RefSeq and is a predicted model, not a curated record. Gene Ontology annotation, molecular function: N-(long-chain-acyl)ethanolamine deacylase activity. Gene Ontology annotation, biological process: N-acylethanolamine metabolic process.